AACUGGCCUCGCUGUGCACCGCUUAGCGCUGUGGAGAAGGCAAAAAAGGGGGUUGGGGGUUUCUGCUGUCGGUAACAGAUAUCCGUGUUUUGUACGGACUGGACGACACGGCACUGAGGCGGAGAGCCCCUGUUAAAGCGCCAAGAUGUUGAACAUGUGGAAAGUGAGGGAGUUGAUGGAUAAAGCUACCAACGUGGUGAUGAACUACUCAGAAAUAGAGUCCAAGGUUCGAGAAGCCACCAACGAUGACCCUUGGGGCCCUUCGGGUCAGCUUAUGGGCGAGAUUGCCAAGUCCACAUUCAUGUAUGAGCAGUUCCCUGAAGUGAUGAACAUGUUAUGGACCAGAAUGCUGAAAGACAACAAAAAGAACUGGAGGAGAGUUUAUAAGGCCUUACUACUACUAGCGUACCUCAUCAGAAAUGGAUCCGAGCGAGUGGUCACAAGUGCCAGAGAGCACAUCUAUGACCUGCGCUCAUUGGAAAAUUACCAUUUUGUAGAUGAAAAUGGGAAGGACCAGGGAAUUAAUGUACGGCAGAAGGUCAAGGAAAUGGUAGAGUUUGUCCAGGAUGAUGACCGGUUACGGGAAGAAAGGAAAAAAGCAAAGAAGAACAAGGAUAAAUACAUUGGGGUGUCAUCGGAAAGCAUGGGAGGCUUCAGACAGAGCAACUCGGGAGAACGGUUCGACUCUGAAUCCAAAAGCAAGUGGGAAGAAGACUGGGAUAAGAGCAAAGGUGGCUUCCCCUUCAGCGAGAAGCUAGGCGAGAUCAGUGAUAAAAUUGGCAGUACCAUUGACGACACCAUUAACAAGUUUCGUAAGAAAGAAAGAGACGACUCCCCUGACCGAAUCAGUGAUAAUGAGGAGGACAGAGUAUCGCAGAACGGUCGGCCGGCCAAAUCUGAGUUCAAGGAUGAGGAAGAAACAGUGACAACCAAGAGUGUCACGCAGGCCACGGAGACCACUGCCACAUCAACUACCACACGCAAACGAGGUGGCGUGCCCUCCAAAACAGUGGAUUUGGGUGCAGCCGCACAUUACACAGGUGACAAGAACAGCCCAGAUGCAGACAAUGCAAAGACAUCUGGUAGUCAAUCAUCCAACACAGGACUUUCAGAUUUGUUCUUGGUGGACUCUGGAGCAAAUCAGUCUGCACCUACAGGUGGCAACUCUGACCUCAUUGCUGGCUUUGCUGAUUUCUCCUCCCCGGCUGCUUCUGCUAGUCUCCCUUCAGCUUCUGGAUCAGUAUCUGGGAAUGGAGAGUUUGGUGACUGGAACGCUUUCUCCUCAGCAAGCCCGCCUGUCUCUGCCAGCUCCUCUACCGUCCCGGACCUCUUUAGUGACGCGCCCCCACUCACCUCCAACCCUGCUCCAUCAUCCACUCAGCCACCCUCUGCUGACCUCUUUGACCUGAUGGGCCCCAACAAUAGCAAUCUCAGCUCCUCCCAAAGCAUGACCUUCAACGUGUGCUCCCAGAGCUCGGGGCUGCCCAUGUCUAGAUCACAGACUCUAGGGGGGCCCAUGCACAGUUUAGGAAGUCCUUUGCUGCCACAGCAGAUGAGUAUUCAGAAAGCAGGGGGGAAAGUCUCAAUGCCUGCCACGUGGUCUGACCCAAGCGUUAACAUCAGUCUGGACUUUCUGUCCAUGGGCAUGAACCCUCCAAAACCAUCACAACCCACUCUCAACACAAUGAUGCAGCAAGGCAUCCAACCACCCAUAAACAUGGUCACCCAGAACUUUGCUGGAAUGACGCUCAACGCCCCUGCAGGAGUGGCUGUCAGACCGCCCAUAAACCCUGUGAUGGGCAGUGGGGGCACAGGAAUGGGAAUGCCCCCCACUAUGGCGACAGGCACUGUGGGAAUGGGCUCUGUGGGCAUAGGUGGAAUGCCCUCUGGUCAGGGACUAAUGGGAAUGAACAUGAACAUGGCACCUGUUGGCUUGGGCCUCUCAGGUGGCCUUGGUAUGCCAGUGAUGGGCAUGGGCCAAGGCAUGACCCCUACCCUGUUGCAACCCAAACAAGAUGCCUUCGCAAACUUUGGCAACUUUGGAAAAUGAAGUAAAGUGAGGAUCCUCUGAAAAGAGUAACUGGUCCAAAUACACCUUAAAAGAAGGAGCUGCAUCCAGUAAAAUGGACAACACUGACAAAGCUAGCCAUUGUCUGAUUGAUUGACUCUUCAGUCAUUUCUCGUUAUACGUUAACAGAUAAACAGGUGGGAAGAAAUCUAGAUUCCGUUUUCCCGCCAGGGGGUGGGACUGGGUUGGUCAAAGGGUGGGUGGUUUGGUAAUGGUUGAAAGCAGAAGUUAUAUAGUAAAAAAAGGUGCCCUUUGCAGUUUGGUAUGUUUGCCAAUGUUGUUUCAACACAGGCAUCACUUAAAGAUGUGUUUUUGCAUCGGUUUUCACAAACCCCCGUCUCACCAUUUUCAAAUCUAUAUGAAUUCAGGAAUUACCUCAAUGUCCAUUGUUCAUGCUGUGACUAAAACGAUGCAAGUGGUUUAUUUUGUAAAUAUCUUUUUUUUUUUUUUGGUUUAUGAAGAAGAAAAUAACUAAAUUAUUGCGCUGUUUUACUCAGAGUUCUCAGAUGGUAUGAGAGGAACAAUAAGCUUCGAAAGACACAGGAGUACAACAGGUCCUCAUUUCAUUGUCUUUUUUUUUUUUUUUUUUGCUGUCACUUUCCUCAUAGCGUUAUUUUAAAUCCAUCAAAUUCAGACAUUGGACACGUUCAACAGCGUCUUUGGCUUGAGGAGAUAGAACAUGAAGGCCAAUAUAGCUUGACUUAUCUCUAUCUCUAGUGGCAUUCUGUUCUAAGAAUCUAAGCUGCCAUCUCCAGUAGAGUGCCUGUUGGUGAAGCGGGUGCCUUUAAAUGAUUAAAUCGAUCACUCCAAAGGCCAGAAACAUAAUGUUUUGGUAAACGGAUAUGGCUUUGCGAAACAGGUCCUUGUUUGGGCGGGUCAAUGAUCGUAGAUUACAUGUAGAACUUUAAUUUUUUGGAAUGCUGAGCAGGGAAGGAUGGAUAGACUUUACUGUGAAUUUCUUGAGAGAAAAGAGGGAACAUGGUGUUUUAUGACCUCUCUCCAUUAUGGAAGGUUCUUGCACUGUUCAAGUUGAAGGUUGCGUCUCAAGUCGCACAAGGUGUCAGAGUAGCGGCAGAAGUGGUGCAAAUGUAAUGGGUAACUACUUGAAUUGGUGUUUAUAAUGCCUCAUAACUGUCUGACCUAACAUGUCAAAAUGCAUGAAAUGAACUCCAGUGUUUAUAAGUGCAUCUUUUCAGGCAUUGCCUCAAAUCAGUGUUACACUUUCCAUGUCUGUCAUGGGAUGGUACAACAACUAUAGGGUCAAUGAAGGCAUUGUGAACUCCAAAUGAGGUCUUUCACAUUUUAAGUUUCUUGUCAUUGUUUUCAUUUACUCUUUUUCAUACGCUGCUGUACACAGACAAAAUGAACAGACGGCCCUCCAUUCCUCACCAUCACAUUCAAAAUGACCAAAUCUUUAUUUUAUUACUCUUGAGAUUACUGUAUAGGGGUUUAGUUUCCUAUUUUAAUACAUUAUACAGAACCUGUGCAUAUUAUGGUUUAGGCAUGGGCCAGUUGUUGAGAAAACUCUUACUAGUUUAUGCGCCUGUAAAAAGAAGAGAGAAAAAAGAUCAAGCGCCUCUUUCAUGAAAUAGUUCUUUUCAAAUUUAACUUUGUUUUGAUUGUAUUCAAUAAAAAAAUCUGUAUGACAUUAAACUUCAUUAACACUUGC
Messenger RNA from Pygocentrus nattereri (red-bellied piranha), 3737 nucleotides. It is a transcript of the gene clint1b, whose product is annotated as clathrin interactor 1b. NCBI's taxonomy places the organism in Eukaryota, Metazoa, Chordata, Actinopteri, Characiformes, Serrasalmidae. Bases 146 to 2050 code for a protein of 634 amino acids. The transcript has 12 exons. The record is from RefSeq and is a predicted model, not a curated record. Gene Ontology annotation, biological process: endocytosis. Gene Ontology annotation, cellular component: endosome; clathrin vesicle coat; plasma membrane. Gene Ontology annotation, molecular function: phospholipid binding; clathrin binding.